This is a messenger RNA of Pocillopora verrucosa, 3359 nucleotides long. The record is from RefSeq and is a predicted model, not a curated record. Lineage: Eukaryota; Metazoa; Cnidaria; Anthozoa; Scleractinia; Pocilloporidae.
GCAAUCGACGCUAAACGAUAAAAAAAGGGAAUAGUCUUUAAGCCUUUAGAGCAAAAGUGAGAAAAAUGAAUUCUGUUCUCGAUUCUUCCGAGGAGAAAACAAAUGGCACAAAACUUUUACGACUGGUAAUCGAUGGAGGCACAACCGUCCUGAGAGAGUAUUUAAUGAAAUCCACCUGUCCAACACUGCAAGACGUGCUCCUCAAACACAAGGGAAGGCUUGCUUACCUGAAGUCACUUAAAAAGAACAUACUUACCGAUGAUCAGUGGAAGAAGUUAUUUCCUUCUAGCGGUGUUCCACCAAACCCUCUAACAUUUGACAUAAGUCUUUUGCAUCUCUUACUACGGGAAGUUUGUGGUUUGACUGCACCAGCUAAAGGAUGGCACGAAAUGCCUCCAGAUACUGAACUCAGCAAAGAAGCUCACAUCGUCCGGAUUAAGUUCCUUCGAAAUGAGCUGUGUCAUGGAAUAUCCACCAGUAUUCCAAAUGACAAAUUCCAAGAGAAAUUGCAGACGAUUUCCCAAUCAUUGGUGGCGUUGGGACUUGAUCAGAAGGAAGUAGAUCGCCUUGCAACUGAACCUAUUGAUCACGACACUGAACGUCGAGUAAGCGAGGAAGUAGAGAAGUGGAAAAUGGAAUUUGAACCACGGUUAAACAAGCUAGAGAAUGACAUUUCUGCUAUUCAAGCUUCUAUUUCAGGGCAAGCCACAAGUAGCCUCUCAAACUGUCUUCCGGAUAAAAAUAAUGUCGUUGGCCGGUCCGAAGAGUUAGAAAAAAUCAUCGUUGCAAUUCGAACUGAACGUGCAGCUGCAGUUCUUGUUACUGGGGGACCUGGCUUUGGUAAAACAGCAGUAGCAAUUGAAGUGGGCCACGAAUUGGCAUCCAACGAGAAUGAAGAGAGGACAGUUUUGUUUUGUUCACUCAGAUCUAAAGCAGCCAUUGCUGAAGUAGCUACCUCGAUGAUCCUUCCGUGCAGUACAAACCUCUCUCAACCACCAGAACAUCCCCAACAUUGGCUCCGAAAUUGGAGCAAACAACAGCAGAAGAAAGUUUCUUUCAUUCUGGACAACGCAGAUGAUGUUCUCGAAUCAGAUGAUCGAGCUGCAUUUGUAUCCAUUUUAAAGGACAUGAGAACUCUUUCAAACGGUAAGAUCUCAUUUGUUAUCACUUCUCGAAGAGUAUUUCAAUUAGACCUCAACUUGCGUAUGGAAUGUGUGAGAUUGAGAACACUAUCCCGUGAGCACGCACAGGAACUCCUCAUGUCCAAAGUCCUUGAUCCAGAUGUGAAACAAGGGCUCUCCAAGACAGAUAAAUUGGUUCAACUUUGCGGUCGUGUACCCUUAGCCUUAUGCAUCAUAAGUUCGUUGCUUUCAGACUAUUCUGAAGAUCAGCUCAUUGAACGCCUUGAGGAAAAGCCAUUGGAUGUUCUCAAAGAGGAUGAAAGUGAUGAAAAUUCUGUUGAAAAAGCAAUUCACACUUCUUUCAACUUUUUGAAUGAAGAUAAACAAAAGGCUCUGGUGAUUCUGUCAGUUUUUCCAGGCUCAUUCAGUAAUGUUGCUGCCCAAGCUGUUAUUAAGGCAGUUGGUUGUCAAGAUGAUCCUGGAAUAAUUCUCCGUUCCUUGAAAGACAGGUCACUUAUUGAGAAACCUGCCCAAUACAGAUAUCAAAUCCAUCCACUCAUUCAAACAUUUGCAAAGAGGAUUGAUGAAGCCAACCAUUCUUCAAUCAUACAGCCGCAGGGGCAAAAAGCGGCCUGCAUCUACUUUAUUUCCCAUCUAGUGAAAAUUGCUACUUGCUACUGGAGCAAGGACAAGUGCAAAGAGGCAAUUGACUCUUUUAAUGAGGACAGGCACAACUUUGAGUAUUUCUUCCCGUUCUUCAUAAAAGGACUAAAAGAACAAGAUCCUCAACUGAAGAAAUCUAUGGAGGAGUUAGUGGAGAAGAUUUCUCAGACAUGCACAUUUUUAGAAAUGUGUAUUCUACCAGAUGAAUAUUUGAAUCACCUUGAAGAGCUAAAUCAGCUUUUAAUGUCUUACCAACAACCUGUUACUAAAAGAGUGGAACUCCUCUGCCUCCUUGUGCUUGAAUAUAGGAAAAUUGGUAAUCAAGAUAAUUACAAGAAGUUGAUUGAAGAGGCUGCAGACCUAUUCUCAAAACACUCUGAAGAAUUUGACAAUGAGAAGGUGUCAGAAGUUUUUUUUCGCAAUCUUUAUGCACGGUUCCAAUCUGAAAUGAAAAACUAUGCCGAAGCUGAAAAACAAUUCAUUGAAAGUUUGAAGGUGUGCGAACAUCUAAAACUGAUGGAUUUUGUACAGAAAGGUAUAAGUUUGCUUUAUGCUGGACAAAGUUACAACCAACAAAAUAAACGUGAUGAGGCAGAGGCAAAAUUCGAGGCAUCAUUAAAGCUUUUUCAGGAAAAUCUUGGCAAUCACGUCAUGACUGCUCUACUACUGAGGAAAAUUGCAGAUUUUCACCUCUUCCAUGGUGAGAAGAGUCUAGGAUCAGCUGCUGACCAAUGCAAAUCAAUCAAACUUUAUGAACAAGCUCUGGAAAUGAUGAAAAGUGUUGGUAUUAAAGAGCAGAAAGAAUGCAUUCUGCUACUCGCCAACUUAGGAGUGUGCUAUCAAUUACAAGGUGAUAUGGAAGGUGCAAAAAAAUCAUUUCAAGCAUCUUUAAGAAUUGCUGAACAAGAACUAACUGAGAAUCAUAGGUUUAAGAUCUAUGCAAUGACUCAAAUGGCCUUUUGGUUUAAAAAAAAUGGAAACCCAGAGGAAGCAGAAGAGUGGAAACAAAAGGCAUUGACAAUGAGCAACACACUUCAACUGCCAGUCCACCAACCACCCAACAAAUUUUUGCUGGACAAAAUUUGAAACUUUAAGAGGUCACAGGCUAGCCAAUACCAAGUGCUCAUUUGGUGGGCAUAAGUGAAAGAAAAAUACAAGUGGGUACCAGGAUUGAGAGAGCCAACAAGUCCUCCUCCAAUUUUUAAUUAACCAAAUUGUUCCUGCAAACCAAGAGCCAGAAGCCAUAAAAGUUAAAAUUGUCUUGUCUAAGGAAACCAAAAAAAGGUUUGCACCUUAAUCCAUUAAUUUUAAUUCUUUGCCAUGGAAAUGGUACCAAUUGGUUCCAAUUUAACUCAAACAUUAUGGAGGUGGCUCUGAAAAUUCACUACUGAUAUCUUUUGAAACUUUGCAGAAAGAAGAUUCACAAUUAUGCUGAUCACAAUGAAAUUGAGUUAUCUAAGAAAAACUUAACUUGUGUUUGCCUACAGGCCCUCAGGUUUUCCUCUUUCCACAAAAACCAACAUUCCAAAUUUCAAUUUGAAUGGGAAACAGUGGACAAGAAGAGCCACCUACAAG